AUAGGCUGAGACUGCUAAGGGACUGAGUUUCUAAUAUUCCUGGAGGAACCAAAUUAAACUGAUCAAUACGGUGAUAGGCUGGUAAGAGCAGGGCGGGUGGGGCUUUCAAGGUAAGAGGCUCAGAGAGAUGGAGGAGGUCUAACUUGCAAUGUGAUAGGCUGGGCGGGCGGCAUUUAGGGUGAAGAGGCAGGGCUUGGGAGGUGAUUGACAGAGUAGUCCUGGCUCUCAGAGGGGGUGGAUUUUCCAGAUGGAAGUGGGCGGGGCCUGGCCCCGAAACCACGCCCAAUUGUUUCAUCUUUCUCGUUACUUACAUAUAUUUGCAUCAACCAAAAAUACUAAGGCAGAACAAUUUCAAAUCACCUUUUUAAAAAUUUUUUUUAAAUUGUGGUGGCACAGUAGGUAAGCGCCUGGCUAUUAACAGGAAGAUUGGCAAUUGGAACCCAGCAGCUCUUCUAGGGGAGGAAGAUGCAGCAGUCUGCUUCCAGCCUUGGAUACCCACUGGGGCAGUUCUGUUGUUUAAGUGCCAUGAAGUCCGGCGCAUAGCGACCCCAUGUACAACAGAACUGCCCGGUCCUGCACCAUCCUCACAAUCGCUAGGCUUGAGCCCAUUGUUGCAGCCACUGUGUCAACCCAAUUUGUUGAGGGUCUUCAUCUUAUCAAGUAUGAUGUCCUUCUCCAGGGACUGGUCCCUCCUGAUAACAUGUCCAAAGUACGUGAGACAAAGUCUCACCGUCCUCGCUUUAAGGAGCAUUCUGGCUGUACUUCUUUCAAUACAGAUUUGUUCCUUCUGGGAAUCUAGGAUACAUUCAGUAUUUUCACCAACACCGUAAUUCAAAGGCACCGAGUCUUCUUCCGGCUUUCUUAUUCACUGUCCAGCUUUCUCAUGCAUAUGUGGUGGCUGAAAACAUCAUGGCUUGAGUCAGGCACACCUUAAUCUUCAAAGUGACAUUUUUGCUUUUUAACACUUUGAAGAGGUCUUUUGCAGCAGAUAUGCCCAAUGCAAUAAACCGUUUGAUUUUUUGACUACUGCUUCCAAGAUCUUCCAGAGUCGUGGAAUUGACAUCAGGGCAGCGAGUUUAUAUAGGUAAAAGCACAUUUGCCGUUUCCUGAAUUUUUUCAUCACCCUUAUCAGAGGCUCUUCAUGCACAUUUCUCCCUUUAGCCCCCAAACCACUUUGAGCCUCAGUUUAUUUGUAAAAGAAUGGGUUAAGCCUGCCCCAAGCUGUUGCUGUUGAGUCGAUGCCAACUCAUGGUGACCCCACAGGGUUUUCAAGUCUGAUUUCUCAGAAGUAGACUGCCAGGCCUUUCUUCCAAGGCACCUCUGGUUGGACUCAAACCUCCAAGCUUUAGGUUAGCAGCUGAACGUGUUAAACAUUUGCACCACCCAGGGACUUUAAGCCUGCCCAACCAAGAAACCAAACUCAUUGCCUCUGAUAGUGACCCUGUUGGGCAGAGUAGCACUGCCCCAUAGUGUUUCCAAGUCUGUAAAUCUUUACAGAAGCAGACUGCCGCAUCUUUCUCCUGUGGAGUGAAGCAUGGGUUCGAACUGCCGACCUGUUGGUUAGCAACUGAGCUCUUUAACCACUCUGUCACCAGGGCUCCUUAAGCCUGCCCACAUCUGCCAAAUUCUGAUUCAAUGACACAGUCUGAAGGAGCUGUUUAAGCUGAGCCUUGAAGAAUGAAGAAUUUGUCAGAGAAUCAAGAAGGAAAAAGGCAUUCCAGGCAGAAGGAACAGCUCGGGCAAGGCCAGGAGGUUUGGAAGAGCCUUGGGGUGAUCAUGGAGCCUCUAACACGUUAAUAUGACUGGAUUUUAUAGAGGUUAGGAGGGAGGCACUAGACCUCCUGGGCACUCUCUAGUCUUAGAAUUUCUACUUUUCUACCUACAUCCCUUAGCCUUUCAUUCCUGGGAGACACAGAGGCAGGAAGACCCAGCCCUCUGGGAGACACAGAAGCGGGAAGACCCCUGUCAGUCGGAUUAGACCCCAGCCUUUGUACACAGGAGUUUAAACCAAGCGCAGAAGAAAGGAUAUCUCAGGCAAAGGUGACAGCAUAGUCAAAGAACCUGGGGUAUGAGAGAGUUGAAAACCUUCAGCUGUCCUUGAAUAUCAUUGUGGCUAGAACAUGGAGUAUACCUGGGAGUAGGCAGCAGGUAUACUUUUUAAAGGCCUUGAAGAGCUCGAAAUUUCUCCUAAGGGCAAUAGGGAGCCAUAGAGGAUGCAUGAGCAGGAGAGGGACAGUGAGAUCGCUGCCUUUGGAGCCUGGGUGGGAAAGAUAGUGGAGGGGGCCCGGAAGCCCAGGAAGGGAGCUGGCAUCCAAGUGGAAGGGGAGAAGCUUGAGUUCUGACUAUGGGGUGGAAACUAGGAGGCCCAUUUAAAUUGGAUUCGCGAAAAAUGGGCAGGAUAGAAUGACCACCCAGACUCUGGGGAAUCCAGCUAAAUGGAAGAGAAACAGGAGUUGGGAGAGAAAGCAGUGGUGGGAUGGCCAGAGAGGUAGGAGAGAACAAAGAGGAGGACACAUUAUGAUUUGGCUCCCUGAUGUGCCCAGCCCUCUGCAAAGGGCUUGUUAAAAUCCCCGUGACACUAUGAGAAAAAUUUGACAAGUAUCCCCAAUUUAUAGAUAAGAGAGCUGAGGCUGAGAAGGAGGCAUCACUUGCUCAAGAUUACUAAACCCGCACCUGUCCGUGACCAAGGUGAAAAGAGAACUGUGACCUCAGCACUGAAGGAACGCACAGAGAAGAAGAGCUCACAGAGGAACCAGACAAAGAGCAUCAGCCCAGGGGAACAUUCUGCAUCCCAGGAAAUAAAAUCCAAGUUUCAAGGGUAAAGGAGCCAUGGGGUUGGAGGCUGACAUGGGGAAAGGCUGACAUUUCAGGAGCUAGACACGUGUCCCACACAGGGGCUGGAGGAAGCCUCUGUCCUCAAGGAGGAAAUGGUACAAUAACAGGUCACAUGACCGGGGGAGUGGGCUUCCUGUUUCCCCUGCCUCUCCCAGGCCAGUCUUGGUCAGCUCAGGCCUGAGCAAGCAGUGGCCAGAGUGACCCUGAGAGUGUUUGGCAACUUGGACUUCUGAUCAAGGUGCCCCAAGAGGAACAGAGAAGUAGAGGGGAGUAAGAGGGCCGCAUGCAUGGUUGGGACCUCUGGUUCAGAAGAAACUUACAUAGAAGUGGGGGCUUUGAGGUCCUGGGCCCAGGCCCAGAGACGAGGAAAAGAGACAGGAGAGGGCAUAGAUUUGGUGAAAAAUAAGGGGACAAAAGAAAAGGGGAGGUCAGAAGGCCCUUGUGAGGUAGUGAGCUGCCCGUCAAGAGAAGUAUUCAAAUAUGCAAAUCAACAUUGAUAACUCAAGAGCCCUUCCAGAGGGGAAAAGCAAUGCCCCAUCUCAUAGAAGAGAAAAUUGAGGCCAACAUUUGCCCAGGACAGCAAAGCAGGAGCUGAGGCCAGGCUGUGUUUUUAGGGGCUGAGGAAGGAGGACCCAGAGGGCACUGAUUUCUGGACAAUAAUGAGUGCCCGGGCCAUGCGACCCCGAAGUCGGCGAGGGAGACAUCCUCCACCCGGUGAGUUGGACCCUGUGGCUGAGAGUUCAGAGGAGGCAGAGGCAGUAACUGGGAGCCCUGAGCCAGGCCCUGCACUACUGCAGGAGAGUCAUGGCAAGUCAGAGCUGCUGGGCCCUGUGGCCGAGGCUGCUGGGCAGGACAUGGGGAGCAGGAGAGACAAGGAACUUGAUGGAGACUUCGGCGGGGGAGUAGCCUCAGCCCUUGAGGGCUCCCAGAAGCCUGCAGAGGAAGUCCACCAAGCCCCAGAGGCAGCCCCACGGGAUAGGGAGACCAUCCCCCCCAAGCCUGGAGCCCCCGAUGUGUUCCAGACCCUCCUGCAUGCUCUGAGUUCCCUGGAGGCAGCUGUUGCUGCAUGGCGCCAGCAGCCCCCCAGCUGUCCUGGCCCAAUGGAAGCAGACAGCAGAAGUGAGGGGGCAGGGCUCCUCAGGAGGCAGGAGGAGGCAGGGGGCUGCCAGCGGGAGGCAGCCCGCCUGACCGAGAGGAACGCCUGGCUGCAGCUGGCCCUAGACAGUCGUGAGGACGAGCUGGCCCGCACACAGGCCUCCCUCCAGGCCAUGCGGAUGGAGAAGGAGACGCUGCAGAGAGAGGUCCAGGAGCUGCAAGAUUCCCUGCUGAGACUGGAGCACUUCCCACCUCCCUCCCACAGCCAAGGGGGCAGCUCAGGCAGUGGUUCCAGCAGCCCCGGGGCAGGCGGGGAGGCCUGGGGGACUCAGGACUCCUUCCCCCUGGCUCACCCCCUGCUCCGGCGCCUCCGGAGUGAUUCCAGCACCCAGAUUCUUGGACCUCUCCCCACCCGGUCCCUUGCCCCCGAGAUGCAAAUCAUGGAAACCCAGAUUGACCAGCUCCAGGGGAGCAUCGAGAAGCUCAAAUGCUUCAACCGUCUGCUGUCGGCUGUGCUCCAGGGGUACAAGGGCCGGUGUGAGGGUCUCAGCAUGCAGCUGGGCCAGCGGGAGGCUGAGGCCACAGCCCUGCACCUGGCCUUGCAGUACAGACUAGGUGACCUGAGCAUCCUGGAGCACUCAGGACUGAUGUCCCGCAGUGAACGCUGUGAGGAGGCCUAUGGGGCCUUGCUUGCUCUGUGGAAGGCCAGCUUGGGAGCAAGGAAAGGAGCCUCGGUGGGUGACCUGCAGGCAGCUGAGAAGGAAGCAUGGAGGCUGUUGGCACAAGAGGAGAUUGCCAUAGAUGGAGAAGCACCACGGGAUGCCCAGCCAAGACCCGAGGGCAGCAGUGUGGACACGCCAACGCUACAGGAGGUUGCUACCCAGCUCAAAGGCUACAUCCAGCGUCUCCAGAAGCACAGUGCUCUGAUGAAGAUUCCCCUGGAGCCUGGCCCCACCCUGGCACCCAUGUCCAAUGUGCCCCAGUCGGAAGCCAUGCUGCAGGCCAUGUUGGAGACUCGGCCUGGCCCAGCUCUGCCCCAGCUGGAGAAGAUGCAGAUCCAGCAGGACCUAGUAACCACGCGGGAGACCCUGGCAGACCUGACACUUUGGCUACAGCUGGCCCGCCGGGAGAAGCAGGGCCUGGAGCUACGGGAGGCCGCCCUUCGAGUCCUGGGCCCAGCCCACCUGGUCCUUCUGGAGCAGCUGCGUUGGGAGCGGGCCCAGCUCCAGGCUGGUGAGGAGGACGGCAGUGGUGGAGACAGCAGUGGAGGCAGGAGCAGCGGGGAUGAGGAGGGAUGGGCCCAGGGCCCUCCUGCUGCCCCUGGUGGCAUUGAUGGAGGCCAGGUGGGCAGGGUUCGGGACCCCGAGGAGCUGGCCCGGGACUUGGAGGUGUCACUAACCCGGGCUGUGGACCUGCGGGGGCAGCUGCAGAGUCUUCGGGAAGAGCUGGAAGAGGCAACACAGAAGGCUAGAGCCAAAUGCACUCAGACUGCCAAGCUGAACAGCAGCUUAUGCAAAGCUCACAGUGCCCUGGUCCUUGCCCUCCGAGGAGCACAAAGGAAGCAGGAGGAGCAGCAGCGGAAGCUGCAGCAGCAGGUGGCACUAAUGGAGGCCCGACAAGCAGAGGAGCUGGCUGUGCUGGAAACCACUGUGAGGGCUUUGGGGAGGCCCCAGCCGCCCCGCCCGCCACCCCAGCCAGGGGAGACCCUUCUGUAGACCCUGCAACAGGUUGCAUCCAGAAGCGCCACAGAGUGGUGGCUGGUGAUGUCAUAAACACCCUGGAGUGACUUUAUGUGACUUGGCUUGUUUGGGGUGUGUUUGGCACGUGAUGGCCUGCUGGAGGGUGACUAGGAGUUUGAGAAAACCUUAAUGUCUUUUGCACUCAACUACUAACUGAGAGGUUGGUGGUUCAAACCCACACAGUGGUGCUACGGAAAAAAGCCUGGUGAUUUGUUUCUGGGAAGAUUAUAGCCAUGAAAACCCUAUGAAGCAGUUCUACUCUGUAACGCAUGGGGGCGCCCUAAGUUAGAAUUGACUAGACAGCAGUGGGUUUUUUUGUUUUGUUUCAUGUCUUAGGAUCUGGCCUGGCACCAUCUGGAGUAUAAGCCUGUCAUGUCAUUGGGGUUGGGCAGGAAGCCGACUGGGCUGUGGUGACAGUCCCUGGGGAAUCAGAGACAAAGCUCUCCCACUUGAGCUGGGGGCUGAGGGGACAAAUGAGGAAACUGAGGCUCAGCCAGUUUCUGAAGUUAAGUAGCCAGAGCUAAAAUUCCAGCUGCCAUCUGGACCCUUCCAUGGGGGGAAGUUGGGGUGGGCAUGCCUUCCCUCCCCAUCCCUUCACAAGGAGGUGCUGGGUUUGGACUGGGAGAUGUUCACAAAGAGGAGGAGGCUCAUAUCACAGAAGGGAAACUGAGGCUGGAACAGCUCAGGGUGUGCAAAGAGGAAUGUUAGCUCCAAAGAGCACUUAUUCACAGGGUGGAGACAGGGGAGGGGGGCCAGAAAGGUCUUUGGAAUUUGGCUUUGAAGAAUUUACAGCUAAGGCAGAGGGCUUCUGGGUGAAGUGUGGACUUAGGGGCUUUGGGCUGUACACAGAUGAGUUCAGAGCACACAGUUAUGGUUGGCAAUGAGGCAGAUUCAUGACCUCCAGGGUGGGGAGUGCCCCUGGCCAGGCUGAGAAGUUCAGGCUUCUUCCUGAGGCUGAUGGGAGCUAUGGGAGGUGUUUAUGCUUGGUUAAAUGGUUUGCACUCAACUACUAACCUAAAGAUCGGUGGUUCGAAACCACCUAGUGGUGGUACGGAAGAAAGGCCUGACAAUCUGCUUCCAUAAAGAUUACAGCCAAGGAAAUCCUAUGGAGUUCUACUCUGACACACAUGUAGUCGCUACCAGAAAUCAGAAAUGACUCCAUAGCAAUGGGCUUGAUUUUUUAACAGCAGGCAGCUGAUUAGUCUGUAUUUGCACAGGCCACACCUCUUGCCCCCCCACCCCCCAAUGGCCUAGCUGGGCCUAGAAAGCCGGGGUGGGCCUCACCCCAGCCUAGCAGGAUUAGCAGCCAGCUGUCCUCUCCUGGGCAGUCACUGAAACCCAAGACAGAGAUUAGAAAGCAUUUUGUGUCCAGCCUGGGGGAGGAGGGGUCCGAGUCACACCUGUGCAGGUGUGUGUGAGGUGCUACCGGUUUCAAGAGAGGGGCCAUGUACUUGGGGUCAGUUUCAGUCAGUGGCCAAGCCUGGACUUGAACCCUUGCUGCCUGAGUUGAGAGGUGGAAGGAGAAGGGACCAACAGCCACCUCUAACUCCUGGGGCUGUUCACCUUUGUACCUUCCUCAGUGUCUCUGGACCCAGUUGACUUUGAAGAAAGCAGGGGAACUGAGGCGGGCAAGACUGCCAAUGGGGGGGAAGGGGCAGAAGAGCCAACUUUGCCCCCCUCCCCAAGCAUGAUCUAAUCCCCCCAGGUUGCCCUUGUGGGGAAGGGGAGCCAAGGUCAUCCGUAGGAGGGUGGGGUAAGAGUUUGCAUGUGGUGGGUUUGCAAGGGGCGGGGGAGAGAAAGGGCCUGGGGUUGCCGUUGUAGGGUGGCCUGUUCACAGGCUGCCUGGGGAACAUGGGCUGGCUGUUCCCACGGGCGCCCUCUCAGCAGAUGGGCCUAGGACUCUUUGUCCCAGCUUUGUGGCCCCUGCAGGGUCAAAUGUCACUGCGGGGCCACGGGCAGGGGUCAGGGGGGCGAGGUCAGGCCUGGACACACCCCCAGGCGGC
Loxodonta africana (African savanna elephant) is the source of this 7672-nucleotide messenger RNA. RefSeq names its product USH1 protein network component harmonin binding protein 1 (gene USHBP1). The record is from RefSeq and is a predicted model, not a curated record. The transcript has 12 exons. Gene Ontology annotation, biological process: negative regulation of canonical Wnt signaling pathway. Gene Ontology annotation, cellular component: cytoplasm. The coding region runs from base 3495 to 5645 and encodes 716 amino acids. NCBI's taxonomy places the organism in Eukaryota, Metazoa, Chordata, Mammalia, Proboscidea, Elephantidae.